Messenger RNA from Pyricularia grisea, 645 nucleotides. RefSeq lists its product as uncharacterized. The record is from RefSeq and is a predicted model, not a curated record. The transcript has 3 exons. The coding region runs from base 1 to 645 and encodes 214 amino acids. Lineage: Eukaryota; Fungi; Ascomycota; Sordariomycetes; Magnaporthales; Pyriculariaceae.
AUGUCUUCGGUUGUCAAGAAACACAAAUCAGGCCCGGACCAGGACGAGUCGGACCCCAGGAUCAUUCGCUUCACACCUGGAAAAGGUUGCCAGAUUUGCCGGAAGCUAAUGGCAGAAACCAAGCGCCGGAAAACCUGUGUGGCAAGCUUGCUGGACCCGAUCGCAGAGACGUCAGUCGCCCUCGAGAAAGGGGCCUUGAAGCUUCUCGACACUCUUGACGCCAUCGAUGGGCUUAGAAGCGGAGAUCCAGAUACACUGGUAAAGAUCGUCUCGUUUCUACUUCGUUCUGAUAACCCGCUUACCUAUUCGGAACAGGCAGAAAAUGCCGGCGCUCUCGGGCUGCUGGAGUGGAUGGCCAAUGGUCAUCGCGAGGUCUUUGAGAAGGCUUGCGACGACUGGCUGAAGGCUUGGGACGCUGCAAAUGGAAACAACAAGAACGGCAAAACGGCUGAUGGCGGCCUCUCUGAGAUCAUGGAGACAUGUCUCCUCCUCCAACUGCUCCCUCAUAGCUCUGAGGUUAAGCUGCAUGCUGCCAACGUGCUUUUAGAGAGCCGUGGUGUGAAGGAUUCUGUUCUUCCGGCUGCAAUUGUGCAGCAACUGAAUAUGGUUCAUAGACUUGCUCAGGAGCACAUCGAGGAGAAAUAG